Molecule: messenger RNA, 2113 nt
Organism: Hippocampus zosterae (dwarf seahorse)
Lineage: Eukaryota; Metazoa; Chordata; Actinopteri; Syngnathiformes; Syngnathidae
Product: histamine H3 receptor
Exons: 3
Coding region: 356-1522 (388 amino acids)
Biological process (GO): adenylate cyclase-activating adrenergic receptor signaling pathway
Cellular component (GO): membrane
Molecular function (GO): histamine receptor activity
Source: RefSeq, a predicted model, not a curated record
AGAGAUAGCUAAUCGGCAUAACAUGAUACUAAGUCUCAAUUUUAGCAAGUGCCAUUGUAAGGAAACCCUAUCAUGCGUGUGUUUCAAAUAGUCGGUCAUUUGUGUCUCCUUACUUUGUUGAUACUCCCUGGAGAAAUCGCCGAAUGACACCAGAGCGACCGCUGGGACGCGAGUAACCGUCCUCGGGCUGCCGCGUCGGUCGAGGUCGUCGCCCACUCUUCGCUCUACUCGACGGGCUGGCCUUGACACAUUCCACACAACUUGGACGCAUUUGAGGAUGUGCGGCUGGAGGACAGCAGAGCACCUGUUGCCGCCUCACCGUCACCUCUGAGGAAGAUUGGAAGGAAGGAAGCGAAUGGAGGAGCGCAGCCAGUCCAACGCAAGCGGGCGUCACUUGGACGAUGGCCGGGCGAGAGUGCAAAGUACCUUGGCGUUUUCGGGACCGGUUAUUGCCAUUCUAACCGUGAUGAUGGUGACUGUGGUGGUCGUGACCGUUUUGGGCAACGCGCUGGUCAUGUUCGCUUUCAAAGUGGACAAGAGUCUGAGGAGGCAAUGUAAUUACUACUUUCUGAAUCUGGCGAUAUCGGACUUCCUUGUCGGAGCGUUCUGCAUCCCCGUGUACAUCCCUUACAUCCUCACUGGCCGGUGGACGCUGGGCAGGGGAAUGUGCAAGCUGUGGCUGGUUAUGGACUACCUGCUGUGUUCCGCAUCCGUCUUCAGCAUCGUCCUCAUCAGCUACGACCGCUUUCUGUCUGUCACCAGAGCGGUGAGUUACCGGGCCAGACAAGGCACGUCUCAUCCCGCCAUCAUCAAGAUGACGGUCGUGUGGGUGCUGGCCUUUCUCCUGUACAGCCCGGCCAUCAUAUUCUGGGAGCUGGCGGUGGGCCAAAGUCGGGUGCCGAAUGAAGAGUGCUUUGCCGAAUUCUAUCACUCCUGGUACUUCCUGCUAUGCGCCUCCAUGCUGGAGUUCUUCUCCCCUUUCAUCUCGGUGGCUUUCUUCAACCUCAGCAUUUAUCUGAACAUACGCCGGCGGAGGCUCCGCUGCAGGGAGGCUCAGCUCAACCUUCAGCUCAAUGAACCCGUGUCAGCGCAGGGGGAAGCUAACCCCUUUUCCCGCACGUGGGGCAUGGGAGCCAAGCCGGCCGUGCGAGGCUCCAUCCACUCCCCGACCUCGUCUCCCAAUUUGGGCAAACUGGAUCCGUCGAGCAGCAGGGCGGCCCAACCUAACCGUCUGUCCAGAGAUAAGAAAAUUGCUAAGUCGCUGGCCAUCAUUGUGUGUGUGUUUGCCAUCUGCUGGGCACCGUACACCCUACUGAUGAUCAUCCGUGCCGCCUGCAGAGGGCGAUGCAUCCCGCAUCACUGGUAUGAGGUCACCUUCUGGCUCCUGUGGCUCAACUCUGCCAUUAACCCUUUCCUCUACCCACUGUGUCACAGCAGCUUCCGCAGGGCCUUUGCUAAGAUUCUGUGCCCAAAGCGGCGAAGCUCGAGUCGCCCUUUAGUCAUCCUUCGAGCGGGCCAGUGACCGGCGGGCGCUCCCCAGCCUACAGUCCAAACUGUGAAGUAUUCCAAACGUAAACGUAUCGAAUCGGCAGCGUGACCUUGCGAGUGUGUCAAUGUGAGAAUAACGUGCUAUCUUUUACAUGAUUUAUGUUUUUAUAUUAACUCAAUGUCUGAAAUGUUUACAUUCGUUAAGACAGGUGCCACGAAACGUAAACACGAUUAAAAAAAAAGUAACUGUUGAAUUUGACUUCUUCCUCAAUGAAUUGCUUCUUGUGUCUUGCAAACAUCCGCCUGAAUUUUACAUGAUGAAUGUAUUCAAGGAUAAAUGUUGCUAUUGCCGUGAUGUUGCCAUUAAAUCAAGUUUGAUAUAAAAUCUAUGUGCUCAUAAAAAGCAGCCCCCCCCCCCGCCUCUUUCUUUCGCCAUUAUUACUUUUCUAAAGAACUACAAUGGCAUAUCAUGAAUAUCCUGACACGAUAAAACAGAAAUGUUCUCCUGCCAGACAAACACAUUUUGUCACUUGGACUGAAUCCUCACUUGUACUCUUCUAUCCGUUUACAUUUUGCAUUUACAAUAAAAUGAGUUGUGAAGCGGCACCAAUAGGGCAAAAAAAUA